CCUUGGAUAGCCUUUGAAGUCUAUUAUCUCAAUUGAGUGGUCUUUGUUCGAGGAGAGAAGGCUUAUCUUGCAAAAAUCGAGCUGGAACGAGCAAAGGUCUGUGAACUCGAGCUGUGAGAGUGCUGAGACUGUUUGGUCGAUAUCUCGAGUUUUACAAGUCCAAUUAAGGCGUGUGAGAUACCCACAGAAAGCUCUCAAGACGAGGAAUCCGUGAAGGUCUGGUUUGCAGGAAUCGGAAUUGUGGAAGGCUUCCAAAUCGUCCGAGCAAAACACAACCUCGCAGGAGAGGAUUUAAUCUUCUAAAGUGAGUUUUAACCCCAAAGCUUUACUUUUCAUUCUCCAAAUGAUAUGAACGAUUGGUGAGACUAUUAUACACUAAUCCAAGUGUAUAAUAUGUCCCUAAAAAGUUAUCUUAUUGAUGUAAAGGUUAGAUACUAACCUAGAUUCAAAUAUUGGAAAACUAGGAAUCGAGUUAGCCGGAAAACACCCGUUCUAGGGGCUGUUUUCGUAUCAACGAUUAAGGGUUGAACUAGCACUUUGAGGAGGCUGUUUAACACUCAUAUUUGAGCAAGGAAUCAGUCCCAAAUCCACCUUGACCAAAGAUUUGACCAUUGGACCAAGAAGGGAAAGUUUAAAGCUCAAUUGAGGUUGAGGCUAGAGCUUGCUUCCUGUGCUCGUUGAUCGAGUGAUUCCUUGGAGAGAAGACUUGAAAUGGACCGUGGUGGCAGGAUUACUAGGAGAAACCCGACGGGUCGUGUACCAGUGGAGACUGGACAGGGCAGUCGAAGGACCUCUAGGGCAUCUAGAGGAGCUGGCCGUGGAGGCCGAUCACAGACCGUGAGUGACGGUCAUGUCGACACGGAAAGUGAAACCUACUGGUCCUAUGAGGACUCGACCUAUCGACCGGAAACUGAACCGGUUGAGACCCCUUAUGAAGGGGAUGAUGACGAUGUAAGUGAUGAGGAGGAAAAUGGCUCCUUAGCACGGAUCGAAACACUACUCCAACAAUACCACCGGGAGCGUGAAGAGAGGAGGCAACGCCGAAGACGCCGAGCGGGGCAACCUUCGGGCAUGGCUUCAAGAGGAGGAAGUCAUGGUACAUCUAGAGUCCAUGUGGAACCACAUGGGGGUCGGGGUGAUGGAGGUCCAAUCAUAAGGAUCUCCAAAUACAUCAAAGAGGCACGAGACUUGGGGUGCAAACCGUUCGAUGGGACGGGUGACAUCUCCGUUUCGGCACAAUGGAUUAAGCGGCUGAAUGAGGCAGCCCUGGACAUGCAACUCACCCCCGAAUAUAAACUAAGGGUUGCGGUAAGAUUGCUCGAGGGGAUGGCAUCCAAGUGGUGGGAUGGAACCAAGAGCAAGUACGGUGAGACCGUCGUUUGGGAAGACUUCCAACGGGAGUUCUUUGCCCAAUAUUAUUCUGAUUUUGAAGUGAACAAGAAGGUGAGGGAAUACACCCUCCUAACCCAAGGGGGUAACAUGACAGUGAAGGAACUUGAGUACAAGUUCCGGGAUCUCGCCGACUACAUACCGGAGUAUGCUUGCGACGAGAACCGAAUGGUAAACCACUUUUGGGAUGCUCUAGACUUGGAGAUACGUGACAGGGCAACACAAUUGCCUAACAUGACGUUUGCCCAAGUGGUUGACCAAGGGUUGAAAGGAGAGAAGCAAUGGGAAGAAAGGAAGAAGAGAGACGCCGAGGAGGCGAAAAAGAGAAAGUGGGAGAGUCAUGGCUCCCAAGGUUCCAACAAAAAGGGGAACCACGGAGGAGGAUCUUUCCGGGCACCACCGCCACCAUAUAGGGGGAACCAAGGCCCGAGUGGGCAAGGCGCGAGGUCACAAACCUCAGUGGUAGCUCGUUGCAACAAUUGCAAGAAGAACCACUCCGGUAAAUGUCGCGACCCCCCUAGAUGUUUUCAAUGCGGGGAUGCCGGGCAUUUGAAGGCACAUUGCCCACAAUUGAGUGGGGCAAGGACAUCGGGGCCGAGUAGCGGUCCGACGGGUACACGGAAUCAAACCGGAGCUUCUCAAGCGAGCCGGGGACAUGGGGGAGCGAGUACGAGCAACGCGCCAUCCGUGAAUCAAGGAAGAACUCAAGCUAGAGUUUAUGCGAUGACGGAGGCGGAUGCUCGAGCUAACCCGGACUCGGUUGCAGGU
Molecule: messenger RNA, 2157 nt
Organism: Cuscuta epithymum
Lineage: Eukaryota; Viridiplantae; Streptophyta; Magnoliopsida; Solanales; Convolvulaceae
Source: the annotation of a GenBank genome assembly